UCUGACCAAAUUUUCUAAUUAUUACAAAAAAUUAUUAUGUCCUCAUGUUGGAACGGAAUCAAACAGAUGUCAAUAAAUAGAAACAUUUUACCAAGAAGAUCUAUUAUUAAGGCAGAGGUCGAACCGCACCUCAACAUUUUCUCCAACAGGUCUUAAUAUCUGGUAUGAAUGCUCAGAUUGAAGCAGGCAGGGGCGCCUACCCUGGAGGGGCUACAGGGGCAGCUACCCCUCCUGCCCUCUUCCAGGAGGGGCAGAGGAGGUGUAAAACGACACUGUUUUACAGUUGCCCUGGUUAGUCCAGUACAAAGGAAACAACAGUUGAUUCCAACAAGAACCAGAAUAUAUGAAUAAUUAGCGAUAUAAACCAUAAGCAAUAGUUCAGCAAUUUAAUACAACAAGCAAUAUUCGUCAGCGGCAAUAAUGUUCGGCGGGUACACUGUACUGAAUUUAACGGUUAACUGCAACUUCAUAAAACGGAACGGCUUCGACACGACUUCACUUCUCGGCUUUACACUACGACUCAAUUUAACGACUUUCCUUGGCGGCUUUAACUAACGACUGACUCAACAUAAAACAGCAUGGCAAUAUAAUGAAUAACACAUGACCAAGAGACAAUAGGACGCUGACAACAAGUGAUGGCAACUAAUGAGAAAUGGCAUGGCAACGGAUUACAGAUUAACAAGAGGAACAUCACUGACAGGCAACAGGAAAAUCUAUUGUUUAACAGGGGCAAGCAGUGCCCUUGAAUAUUCACUCCUAAAGACCGGUUUACACGAUCAUAUUCAGGUCACAUUUGCAUCACAUAUUUUAUGUGAUCACAGAAUGUGAUCGUGUAAACGACCUUACAAGUUGCUUGAAGUUGUACGAAGCAGCAAGAAUUAAUCCUUUUUAAUUGCCUGUUAAUUCGAUGUCACAGAUUUUUCAUUUGACUAGCGAUCAAAUGUAAAUGUCUGUGAUGCAAUUUUUUCAAAGGCACCGACAAGUCUUUGUUGUCCUGGGAAGAAUCUUGUAGAUAAUUCAUGACUAGUUUAGCUACUUUCGCUAAAUUAAUUUCCACAGGAAAUUCAAAAAAAUAAAAAAUCUCCCUUUUUGCUCUCGGUCACUGAUAACGGAAAAUUAUUUUCCAGAAAAUGAUAAUAAACUCCAAAAAGCAACAGUUUUCUUAUAAGAUAUUGACUAUUUUGCCCAUCAUCAGGACAAGAAUGUUACGCUUAGUUCAUGCCAAAUAUUAAAAUAAUGAAAUAACAUAAUAAUAAAAUAUAAUAACAACAUGCUGAAGUAGAAAAUAAUUUGAUUGACAUUAGCUUAUUGUGUUUUUUAUUUUCCAUUCUACACUCUCAAUUUUUAUGCAACCAUAGAGACUAAGCGGAAAAUCAAAUAUACGGCCAGCCCUCUAACAUUUCUAUUGUUAGAGGUGUUGUUGGGAGAUGUUGAGAGCGUUUUAACACCCCAUACACACAAUGUUCAGUCGGCGCAAGCGCACUAGACUUGGAAUUUGCGCCAAAGUACGGCUUCAACGCGUCAAGAUCUCAGAUAAGACCAAGAGGUUGAGAGAAGGUUGAAUUUUAUAAAUUGUAUAAUGGCACACCAUGACAAACGCUUGGAAACAGUUGACAGUGAAAGCAAAUCGGAUGAGAUAGCGAUUCAAAGCAUGUUGCAAUACUAAUAUCCUGACCUUAGGAAAUCAUCAGGCAGCUACUGUUAAAGCAAAAGAGUAUCCGAAGUUCAUCUUCCAAACUUGUCUUUGAUCUCUGAGAGUCCGAAGUUCAUCGCUCAACGAAUGUUUAGUGGAAUUGUUGAGAGCGUUUUAACACCCCCAAUUCAACAUCACUGAACAUCACUAAAAAUCACUGUACAAAUGUUGAGCAAUGUUCAGUGAAAUGUUAAGAGCGUUUUACGGUUGCUGCAGAUGAAAGAGCUUUCAGCCGUUUGAAGCUUGUUAAAACGUACCUUAGAACCUGUAUGACAAAAUAGCCGCUUAGAAUCUCUUUUGUUGAUUUCAUGUGAAAAACAUUUAACCGACACAAUAAACUUGGAUAUUAUUUCAAAACGUUUGGCUGAGCUUAAAUCUAGAAGAAUUAAAAUCAAUUGAACUGUGUCAAAUGACUUUUUGAAAAUUUUUAUGUUUAUUGCGAUACCAAUGAAAUUAAUCUCUUAUCGAAAAUCUAUAGCCUAAGACACACUGUCUUUCUGCACUUUCUAUUUGUAUGUCUUUUCUCAAAUUCGCGAACAUAUUGGCACUUCGACAUCAUUCAUAAUCCAAGAACGGACUAAAACUAAAAUUUUCCUUACAGUCAGCAAUACCCGGACGCUGCUUGCGUGGUUUAACAGCACCAGCACCCCCUCUCAAAUUUGUUCUAGUUUGUUGAUAAGAAUAACAGUAUCUGUGCAGCGAUAUAAUUUCUUUGUUGUUUUUUUUUAUUUUGUACAGAUCUUUCAAAAAUAAGAGACAACAAAAACACCUAUCUUUAAGAUGCCACGCCUAUUCUGUAGGCAAAAUUUUUCUUUUACACCAGCCCCCCCCCCCUCUCCCCAAAGAAUAAAGAAUCGUCUUCGCGACGGGCCUGCCCAGGCUGGAGCCGCCACUGCCACAGUUUGAAUUUUUUCUUUGGCUUUAUUGAAGCCGGACCACACUGUGAUGAAGGACAUUUUGGUUAGGCGAAAUACUAAUUUUCCAAUUUCAUGCCAUGAGCCAAGCCAUUCCUCCUGCCCAAUAUUGUUCAAGCUGUUGUUGGUCGGUUUAUCUUUCUUUGAUACUGCUGUGCCCCCUGCUUUGAAGGGCUACCAAAAUCUUUGGCAGCAAGCACAGAAUUAUGAAGACCAUUGAAUAGCAGCCUUUACUGUUUCGAAAGGGAACUAUCGCAAGCCAAAGCCUCUUCGAAUGGAGAGGCUCGGGUAAAAGGUGUGAGCCAAAGGUCUUGACACAGUGGCUAUUCCCUGAAGUUUUCUUUUGGUCACGAAUCGAAACCAUAAUGGGAAUCGUGCUGGAUCAAGCCUCACUUCUAUAAACGUCAAAGCGACGGAGAGCUGAGAGACUUUAUUCCUUGCCGAAAGACGGGCUAUUUGCAAAAAAUGGGUAGACCAAAAACGAACUCAAAUGAUACGGUGGAUUCAUACUGGAGCUGGUUGUCAUGCUUUAGUAACUUCUUCGUUGGUUUUAUUUGCUUUGGUAUUCUGAGCAAUUUUGGAGUCUUCCAUCCGCGUGUGAUGGAUCACUUUGACACGGAUAAUCAAAGUUCAGCCUGGCUUGGAUCGUUGGCUUUUGGUAUGACUUUCUUCAUGACUCCGUUGAGCAAUGCUUUGUGCGAAGUGACGCGUGCAAGCUACGUCUCCCUUUUUGGGUCCCUUAUUUGCAUCAUUGGCUUGGUGUUAUCGUCGUUCGCAAGUGAUGUAUCAAUUCUGUACAUAACAUACAGUUUCUGUUUUGGCAUUGGUUCCUCUUUCGCCUUUUUUCCCACAGUGGUCGCCCUCAAAACCUAUUUCAAACGCUAUCUUACACUGGCCAAUGGUUUGGCUACUAGUGGAAGUGGUCUGGGCACAUUCACCUUAGCGCCAAUUAUUGAACAUUGCUUGGAAAGUUAUGGAAUAAAAUGGACGUAUUUGUUUUUGGCGGCCAUCGUGCUUUCCCUCGUUAUAUCUCAGAAAAUGCUCAUGUGCGUUGAACAACGUCACAAGCUUCCCCAAGAUACUGAGCAGCAACAGUUAUUGAUUUAUAAAAUCAAGUCAAUCGUUUUUCGAGGCGACUUGUGGACUGACAAGAAAUAUGUCGUAAUGGUUGCCUCAAUGGCUGUGUUUCAUUUUGGAUUCUUCAUUCCAUACGUCCACCUGGUUUUUCUUGCCACAAAAAAAGGGAUCCCUACAAUGAAGGCUACUAUGCUUAUAAGCUAUUUAUCAAUCUCAUCGACAAUUGGGAAAGUUGUUUUUGGUUUUCUUAUCAACUUCUUCCAUUUGAACGUCAGGAUGGUUACUGCAUUUUCAAUGCUAUGCAUUGGCCUAGGGAAUUGUUUUGUUCCACUUGGAGAGGAUUACAUUGCCAUCUUAUCAUACGCUGUCUUAUGCGGGUUAUCAGAAGGUUGCAUUGCUGGCCAAAUAGCAGUUACUGUCUUGGAGACUGUUGGCAGCAACAAAAUGUCUCAAGGUCUGGCCAAUCUGAUGGCAAUUAAUGCUAUUUUCAUGAUGUCAGGACCUCCUAUUGCAGGUUUCAUUUUCGACAAAGCCCAAUCCUACGACACUGCAUUCUAUUUAUCGGGCUCCACUUGCACAAUUGGAGCUAUUCUGAUGCUUAUGUUGGCUUUCAUUGACAGAAAAACCAAUAUUGAUCAGAAAGAAUAUUCAGUAGGGGAAGUUUCACCAAGUCAAUCCAGUUUGGACGAAAAUGAUAACAGUGAUAUCUGCCGUUUCAAAUUAAGUCGAUUCAGUCUGUUGAAGGAAACAUCAGUCUAGAUGGAAGCUGCUAAAAUACGUCGCAAAAGGUUUUUUUAUAAGCCAAAAUUUUUAGAAAAUAUCGUUUUAUGAUUUCUUAACUAGAAGAAAUCGUUUGAUGGUUUGCAAACUUUGGUGGCCUCAAUGAUCUGCCAGCUAUCGUCAGCAAACACUUUUCCCCAAUCCUGGAAAAGAAUUUUUCCUUCAUUCUUGAAUCUUUACCUCGUCGAGAAAACUCAGUAAACUUACAGCAAAUGUUUACAUUCUUGAUAUACAAAAACAAAUGCAAAUUAAAUGUGCCAAAAUUAUUUAGAGAAGAUUUCUUUAGUGGCGCAUUUUUUUAAUGUUAUUCAUUAAAAUGAACUACACUCUUUUAUGAUUAGAACACACUUGAUCAAAUGUCUUCUUAUAAAUAGGAACAUCGUAACUUGAUUUUCAAAAAAAAUAGAACAACGCAAGAAUGUAUUCUCAGCCUGAAACAUAAAAAUAAAUAACAAUGUGUUUUUUUAAAAUUUGCUCUCCUGUUAACAAAAUUUAUUUUAUCAGUUCAUCAUCCGUGCUACUAGAAAUUCCAUCAGAAACUGUUAUUUAGUGCUCAUAGAAUCAAUGUAUAGAAUUUAGUUGUAGAACACUCUUUGGAUAUAAAUAAAAUUAAGAAUAUCUAGCAUAGACAAAAGUUAGCUGGCUCUUAUUUAAUAAAUGAGUGUAAAUUGAGGGCUCGUACAUUUGUUUUAGUUGUUAGAAUAUAGCAAUAUUCGUUAUUACAAUUUCUAAAUUUCUUAAGGAAUGUAGUUCAAAACUUUUGGGGAAACUGGUAUAGUUUAUAUUUCUGUUUCAUGCUAUGCAUAUUUAAAAAUUAAAUUUAAUAUCUAUGUAAAUUGUGUUGAAUUCUUGUGUUUUGACCCUGACCCUUGAACUCUGAACUCUCUUACCGUAAACAACCAUUGUUAUUUAAAUAAUUCACGUGUUUUGUAUUUCACGGGGCACUCGUUUGUACAAAGUCUCUGCUAGCCUUUUCUUGGACACAAACAACGCUCACUGAUUCAGUGCGGCAGCUAGUUGCGAAACUAGAACUGGAAAUAUAGAUUUUGGUUUGGUCUAGUUUUUCCAUGCUGCUUAUAGGCCACUAUAUUACCUAUUCAAGUAGGGAAUCUUACUACCAGGACAUAUAGAUUGUGCACUGGAGUAGCAAAAGUAUGGAAACGGUAGGUCAAAAUGGCGGCUCAAAGUGUCCACGGGCCUAAGCCGACCAAUUUCAAAAUCAGAAUUAUGUGGUGAAGAGGGCUUGGAAACGAUGCAUUCGCAAUGGCGCAAGCUAUGUUAUGGCGGGAAAUGCAUUCGCAAUUCCUAGUUAAAAAAAUAUUGACAUAAAAUUUUGGCACAUGGUGACUAACGAAAAAGGAGACAGAAACUCUCGAUUGUAUUCAUCUCAAGCAGCUGAGGAGAAUAAAUAUCACCAAGAUACCGAAGUUUAACAAACAGACAAUU
Molecule: messenger RNA, 5910 nt
Organism: Rhopilema esculentum
Lineage: Eukaryota; Metazoa; Cnidaria; Scyphozoa; Rhizostomeae; Rhizostomatidae
Source: RefSeq, a predicted model, not a curated record